Molecule: messenger RNA, 1373 nt
Organism: Ruditapes philippinarum (Manila clam)
Lineage: Eukaryota; Metazoa; Mollusca; Bivalvia; Venerida; Veneridae
Exons: 3
Coding region: 60-536 (158 amino acids)
Source: RefSeq, a predicted model, not a curated record
UGACUUUAUUGACUGACAGUGCACGUCAGGGCGAAUAAUUGUACUGUAUACAAACUAAGAUGGAGGCGAUAGCAGACGACCUUUGUAAGGUAUACAAUAAAGAAUGGCGGGAAGCUCGUCUAUCAUUGAAAAUCCACAAACACGAUGAAGAGAUUAUAUAUCUGCUUAUGCAGCUUGUCAGGGGAAUAUACGAGUUCUGUCAGAAUGAAACAAAAGAAUCACACCACAAGAAAAAAACAGAGCAUCUGACUGAGAUUUAUCUUCAUCAAAAACUUCCGCCAUCAUUUAACAAGGACCACGUGACAAAUCCAAUUCGGUCAUUCGUACACAGCUGUAUACGAUGCUUAUAUCACAUGUGCUCAUUAAAACAUUCCCCUCUCUAUAUAUACUGGAUUCCUAAAGGAGAAAUGAUUGAUAAAAACAAAUUUGAAAUAGAAGGUGACAAAGACAAACAUGUAUGUGAUUGGACUGUAUGGCCAGCUGUGAUGAAAGAAGACGGAACCGUGCUGAAGAAAGGAGUUGUCAUUCCUGUUUGAGUCUUUGUUUGUGGAAUAAUUAGGAUAUUAUAUAAUAUAGGGGGCUCUCCUUAUCAAAUUUUGAAAUCUGUUUGCAAAAAACGGGAAUAACAAUUUAGUAAGGUAUGAAUAUUGAACAUAUCCGCGUAUGCUUUAGUCAUUUAGUCAUGAGUAUUAUAAUUUAACUAAUUGUGUGUUUAAGAGUUUUCUAGUACAUUCAGAUCCUAAUAUAGAUAUGUUUACUAAUGUUUAAUAUCUAUUUUUUUUAAAGUAAUUCGAUAUAAUUGUUAUAAGACCUAAAAUCUUUUUGUAUAUAGAAAAACAGUGUUGGAAUAUUUGCAACACAUAUUUAUGAAAAUUAUUGCUUAUUCAACAAUUAUCUGCAACGUGAAAUUAUUCUGUUCGUUUGUUCUAGACGUAGAAUUAUUAUAUCUACUAUCAUAGGCAACUAUAAAUGAUGUUUCUACAUAUCUACGCAAUUAUUUCAUAAUGAGUUGAUUGGCUCAAACCUGUGUAUUUCAUACUGUUUUCUGUUGCCAUUUGGUAUUUUAAUUUACAUUUUGUUACUUUAUAUAUAGACGGUAUUCUUAUAGGUUUUCUAUUGAUAAUGUUUUGUUUAGUCUAAUAUCUAUUUCACUAAAAUGAUAGAAUAUAUACUCUAUGAUUUGUACUUCUGAACUUCUCCUUUCUUGUUAUGCGAUCAUUUCCUUCAACUCUGAAAUAUAAACAGUUUACGUUGAUAAAUCAAGAAUAAUAGUAUAUAACUUUUUAACAACCCAGACAUAUUAUAUUUAAAGUAUUUAGCAUUGUGAAGGGUGUAUUAUGUCAUCUUGCAAUUAAACUAUACCAUAAGCUUUA